This is a messenger RNA of Cuscuta epithymum, 6313 nucleotides long. The record is from the annotation of a GenBank genome assembly. NCBI's taxonomy places the organism in Eukaryota, Viridiplantae, Streptophyta, Magnoliopsida, Solanales, Convolvulaceae.
CGCUCCCUCAUUCUCUGGUUUUGAGGAAGAUAACAUCUGUUUUCUGAAAAAUCACCAAAGUCAAGGUCAAAGCUGAGGCAAAUCUGAUCAAUUCUUCCAAAGUCAAACCAAAGUCAAACCAAUUGUCAAAGUUGGUCUAAUAUACACCGUAAGGUUCGGAACUCGUAGAUAAUUCAAUCAACCUCGUGUCAAAAAUCAUUUCACAACAAUCAACUACUGAUGCCUCCCCUAACUCAUCAAAAAAUAUUCGAUCAUCAAUAUGCUGAAAUUCUAGAUGAUGAGCUCAGGGAAACUGUCAUGUGUGGUACCUGUUCAGAUUGCUCCAUACACAUGGCAGGUAUAACAAGUUGUGAGCAAUCAACCCUUGCACAAUCUGAGGGGGAGUUUCAGGUUUCUCCUCAUGUCGCCAUACAACGACAAAGCAAAGAUUCUCUUAAAGGAUGCAACACUUGAGGGGGAGUUUUCAAUUUUAUCCUCCCCAGUGCCAAAUGAUCACAAAGCAUACCGAGUGCUUCAGUUGAGGGGGAGCACAGAGAGAAAAUAAAACAAAGGAAUGAGAGAGAAAUGAGAGAGAAGUCCUGAUGGCUUAGUAAACCCAACUAAGCCUAGCUACCCGAGGGACAAAGCCAAGAGUAAGCGAGUGAAUGAAUGAGUGAGUGAACUCUAUGAGCGUUAGGAAGCAGUAGGCUCAAUCGAGCAAGAGAACAAUAAUCAAUGAUAAGUCUGCUACCUCAACUGCCUGCUAUCAAUUGAACAUUUACUCCCAGUCACUCAAAUAUUCUGGACAAUCCCCAUAGGUUUAGGACUGAAUUUAUUCAGAUCCCGGGUAGAAGUCACUGCAUCUUGUCCGACAGUGCAUACAUAACCCUACCCAAGACUAGGGCUGAGCACGGAUCUGGGAAUUCUCGUUCCGUACUGAAGAACCGCCCUGAACCGCUCCAGAACCGAUAGAACCGGAAAAAUGUAAAACCGUACCGUACCGAGCUUUUUUAAUAAUAUGGUACGGACCGUACGGUACUGGUUCUUAGUGAGAACCGUCCCGGAACCGUCCCGGAACCGUAUUGUCCCGAACCGUCCCAUACCGUCCCAAAUUGUCCCGACAACUAGUGUUAGAUUAUAAUAGUAUAUUAUACAUAAUAUAUUACCGAGUAUAAAUGUUAGUGACCAUAUGUCCCGAAAAUUAGUGUUAUAAUAUAAUAAUACUACGUAUAUUAUAUAUAACAUAUUACCGAGUAUAAAACUAUAAAUGUCAGGGAUCGUAUGUCUAUAUAUUACAAAUAUGCAAUCUUGCAUAUUCUUUGGCCAUAAUCCAAUUGAUAGAGUAUUAAUUCUAAAGAGAAGUGAGAGCUAGAGAGAGAAAGUGAGUAAUUAUAUUUCUCAACCCCCUAUAACUAGCCCCAAGGGGUCUAUUUAUAGGUAAAAAUGUGGAUUUGGGCUCCUAGCCAUGGGCUUAGGAGGCCCAUUACAAUAAUCAUGCCUCCUUUGGGCGAAAUAGGGCCACUAAUGGGCUGUGUACAAUACUUAGUAAAUAAAGUAGAGAGAUGCAUUCUGCCCGUACGAAGCCGGGCCGACGCGGUGCCUUUUGGCCGAUGCGGUCCCAUGGCCGAUGCGGUCCAUGGGCCGAUGCGUUCCCGGAAGUCCAUGCGUGGUUCUUGGGCCGGUUUGGUUUCUGGCCGAUGCGGUCCCACUGGCCGAAGGGGGCCGCGUGGGUGUUCUGGUUGUCGUUGACUUGAGUAUGUGGGCCAUGGGGGCCGGGCCCAUAUACUCUAUCAGGAGUCCCCCACUCUCUGAGCUGAGGCGAAGCCGAAGCGAAAGGGAGUAUUUGUUCCUUCCUGGCUGGCCGUUGCGAGAGCUCGAGGCGCUUGGUGGCCGGAGAGUUUCUGCCUUGAUUUUGGAUGAAGCGGCUUCUUCAUUUGAUGUAGACGUAGCGCGCUUGAGGACCCACAGCCUUGGUGCGGCCGAUGCGCUCUCCGUGAAGUGUUUUGAAGAUGAUGCGGCGCGCUUUCUCUUUCCAGUAGAUGUGAAUUAUGGAGCUGGCCUGUUUCAUCAUUAUUUGUCGGGGCCGAAGAGGUCCCACAUACUUUUGGCCGUGGUGGUGACAUAAUUUCAUGAAGCGAAGAUGUUUGAUCUCGUUUGUGAGGUCGAUGCGAGCCGCACGCUUUUGAUCUGUUAUGCGGCCGAAGCGCUUUGACUUGUGUAUUCUUGCUUUAGUGAGCCGACGCAGUCCCCCCAAUGUGCGUAGUCGUUUGCGCGCUGUAUUUUGUAUUAGUGUUUUAAAUUUUCGGGGUCUGUAGCCGAUGCGAUCCGCAAUGUCAUUGAGGUGAUUCGCGACUAAUUAGUGAGCCGUAGCGCACCCUUUUUGCACUUAAGGCCGUUGCGCUCCCUUUUUUAUGUUGUUUUCUUUCUUGUGGCCGAUAUAGUCCCCCAGUCCCCCACUCCUUUGGCCGAAGAGUAUUUGAGGCACAAGGGAGUCAUGAUGUUCUCGGGCCGAUACGGUACCCUACGCGUUAGUCGUGAGUCCAACCCUUAGGCGAACCUGUCCAAGGUAACCCUGUGGGAGAACCCUUGGACGAAGGCCGCGAUACCAGGGUCAUCAUCGGACGAUGUGCGCGUGAAUAGCCGUAGCGGUACUUGUGUUUCUUGGGGUUGCUUUGGGGCCGUAGCGUGUUUUGCUGAUGCGGCCAUGUCUUUGGUAAAAUUUGGUCGUAGCGAGAUUCUCCUUGGUUUUGAGUGAGUAGGCCGGUGCCUACCCCAGAUUUGGGGCCUGUUGGGCCGUAGUGGUGGUCUUUGAGUGGAAUGUGAAAAGACAGGUGCUGAUUGGUUUUAGGGGAGGCGCCGUUGAGGUGGCCAAUUGGAGAUUGCCACGUGUAGUGACCGUUGGAGGGGUGCCUAUAAAUACCCCUAACCCCCGAGGCGAUACCUCAUUUGCAACCUUGCUGAACAACGAAGUGCUGUCAAACUUUCUAGAGAGAGAAACCUUCGGAGUGUUCCUUCAAGUCUCCAUCACUCUUUUCCAGAUCUUCAAAUCUUCAAAGGUUAGAUUCUUCUUUGUUCUUCAUUUUUUCCUUAUACUUUGCUUCCUAGGGGGUUAGAUCUAGUGUUUGUAGGGAAACCACUUUGAUCCGAAAAACCACCCUUAGGGAUAAGCUUUUAGAUGUUAUGCCGUUUCCUGACGACCGUAACGUUCCCUCCCCCGUUGGUUUAGCAGCCUCGUUGGACGAAGAGGACUGGCCCUUUGACGAGGAGGACGAAUCGCCUCGAAUCGACUUGAACCUAGUGGACGAGCUGGCCGUUGAGAUGGAAAACACGGCUGAUUAUCGCACCUCGGUGGACGAGGAACGUUUGAGCGAGGACGGUGGUGCUCAAAACUCUGGUGAGGACGAAGCGACGUCCAGUUCGCCUCUGAGGGGGGAUGGGACCUCUUCGUCGGCCGCUAUUCCUUGCCCCCCUCCGCUAUCUUCUGUAGCUGGGGAAAGCCCUUCAGCUCCCAAGACGAAGAAACCGUAACGGCGGAAGCAGCGUAAGGGAGUACCGCAGGGGUUUUCACAGUUAGAUCUCAGCAAUUUGUACAUCAUUCGGCCGGAGGGGACCCUCGGCGAUUAUCACGUUGCGCAGCUGUACGUCGGUCCCUACGGCCGUGUCAGAGCCCCCUUGCCGUCGGAUCAUGUUCUGAACCCGCCUUUGGGCUAUUUUGGUGUCUACCCGAUGAGUUUUGCCAAGGGUCUGAGAUUCCCUCUUCAUCCCUUCAUCAAGGAGUAUCUUGAGAUGGUGGAGCUCCCUCCGGCCUUAUUGACUCCUAACAGCUUUUCGCUCAUCAUCGGCUUCUUGAUCCGGUGUAAAGAGUUGGAGAUUCCGCCGACGACUGCCCUGUUUAUGAACUUGUUCCGGAUAGGCCGAGGGAGCCAUCAAAAUUGUGCCGGCUACGCAACCCUGCAGCAGAUUAGUGGGAGGAGGUCGUUUACGGAUCUCCCUACGUCCAUUCAUGGCUGGAAGGCCAAGUUCGUGUUCGUCACCUUGGGUCAGGGUGGCUUCUUUCCUUCCAAUGGUCACAGCGGCCUCUUUGAAUUGCAUACCCCCCCUUGGAGUGCCGAAAUAAGUAAUCAAGUAGAGGCCUUUAUUAAGGGGGGGCCGAGGAGCAUCAAGACGUACGUUACUGAGUACCGGAUGGCUGCUCUCGGCUUUGUGAGAUACUAUUGUCCUGGUGAUGUCGAUGAUGAUCUUUGGCCGAAGAUGAUGGGGUCUUAUGAGCAAGCCGAUGGGCCCCGUCUAGGCGUGCCGGCUGAGGCCGAAGGCUUCGAUAUGGAUCGCAUGUCAUUUAUGGCUCGGGCUGCCAGGAAGGCCGAUGCGGAGUUGAAAGCUGCUCAAGCUGCCGAGGCAGCAAAGAAGUCUGCGGGCGGUUCUCAAGGGGGUGUUGAGGCCGCUAAGAAGCCUGUGGCUAAGAAGAGCAGGAGGGCUGCUGAUGAGGGCCAAAAGACUCUGGCCGAAGCGGGGCUAAAACUGAGCCAGGCUUCGAAGAAGACGAAGAGGGCUACAAUGACUGAUGAGGCCGGCGCUCCUUCUUCUCAGGCUGUUGCGGAUGUUCAGCCGCCGGUGCUCCCUCCUGUGAAUGAUCUGCCCUCCUCGGCCAUGGUGGCCUCGGCUUCUCGUGUGCUUCCCUCCACGGCCGCUGCUGCCCGUCUGGAGGAGGCUCUUGCUAAGGGGUCGUAUGAGGUCUCCGUACGAUACCCUGUCAAAGGUGGUCUUUUCAACGAGACCGUCGGUGGUGAUGACAUGCUUGCUCAGGCUAUGCCUGAGUAUGAUCGCCAGUAUCUCGGCCGACAAGGCCAGCAUGUUCGGCUGUACGACGGAGGGAUGGACUAUGUCGUCCAGGUAAGAUAUUUUCCUUAGUGAUUUUUUUCUUUGCUUUUGUUUCUCUUCUGAUUUCAAAUUCCGCUUCGUCCAGGGUGCCCUAAUGCUGCGGGAGCAGCACUGGAGACAGGAAGCCGAAAUAGAGCGGCUAAAGAAGAUGGAGGCAAAGGCUGUCUCGGCCGAUGAGGCUCUCCAAGAUCUGAGGAACAAGGCCAAGGCCGCGGAGGGUGAAAUGAAGCUCCUUCAGCUGCGUCUUGAUGAGGCCGAGUCAGCCCGGAGAAAAGCUGAUGAGGCCGUUGCCGUUGCCGUCCAAAGAGCCGAGGAGGCGGAGCGGCUCAAAGCCGAGGCGGAGGGGGCUGCUGAGAAGGCCGUAGCCGACUUCAAGGCCGAGGGGUGGAAAGCCGAGGACCAGCUCCCCUUCUGCUAUGAGGUGGUUGCUGAGAGGUUGAAUGAUUGGACGACGAAGGACCCCGCCGGCCAAGAAUUCUGGAUGAACGAGAUGCAAGCUUUCUACGACUGUGGUCAGUACAGGAUGCAGAAGCUGAUCUACAGGAAGCUUCGUCGUCGCUUCCGGAAGAUGAGGCCGAGAGGUCUGAGUCUCCCUCGGCGAAUGAAGAAUCCUGACGAGGAUUUGAAGCUCCCCCUGUUGGAGAGGCAGCCCCCGAUCCUAAGCUCGUCUGAAGGGGAAGAGCCGUGGAGUGAUAGUGACGACUAUUUGCUCGAAGGGCCUGCCGACUCCCAAGCCGAUGAGGGUGGUGGUGAUGAUGAUGCCGAUGACGGCCACGGCGACGGUGCUGUUGAUGGUGGAGUGCCAGCUAAUGUUGUAGCUUAGUAUUUUCUUGUAUUAGUUUUUGUAGCCAUAGCACUGAAGUGCAUGUAAUGGCCGAAGCGCCCACCUCUUGUAUCUUUUCAUCCAUUAAUGAUAAAUCUUUUUGUCACCAUGAUUCCCUCGUCGUCUUUGUAGUUAAGUAUGUUUGCUCUUGUAAAAUUUUCUAAGUGUCAAGGCUGUGUCUCGAGGUCGUUGGCGUCCCUUGAUUGAGGCGUAGCGAUUUUCUCGCCUUUACUGUCCUUGGGGACGAUGCGUCUCCUCAUCCCUUAGUGAAUUUUUAUUUUUUCCUUGGCAAAUCUUGUCCACGUCUCAAGUUUUGGGGCUUAGUCUUGAAGUGUUGAGGACGAAGCGAUACCCAGUGGUAGUGCAACGUUACCUUAGUGAGACUCGCCUUGAAGCUGUGGAAUGUAGCUUCAUGGAGACGACGCGACCCGUCGUCCGAACCGUGAAAUGUGGUCUCGUAUAAUCGAAACCAAGGCGAUUUCCUAUUAUGAAGCUGUGGUUGAGGCCGAAGCGUGUGUCUCAGAUUCCUGUAUGGUGAAGACCUGAUAUGUACUUAGCCGAUUUUGAGGCUUGGCUUUUGGGGAUUUUAUUUUUUGCUCGAGGCCGGCGUUUGCGCGGUCCGUCGGUUUCCCC